This is a messenger RNA of Drosophila erecta, 1146 nucleotides long. RefSeq names its product N-alpha-acetyltransferase 20 (gene Naa20B). Gene Ontology annotation, cellular component: NatB complex. NCBI's taxonomy places the organism in Eukaryota, Metazoa, Arthropoda, Insecta, Diptera, Drosophilidae. The record is from RefSeq and is a predicted model, not a curated record. Bases 193 to 804 code for a protein of 203 amino acids. The transcript has a single exon. Gene Ontology annotation, molecular function: protein-N-terminal amino-acid acetyltransferase activity. Gene Ontology annotation, biological process: N-terminal peptidyl-methionine acetylation.
UUUUGUGUCAGAGUUGUUCUCUUUUUAAGUUUAUCGGCGAUUUCAAGAUCUUACGCACAUUUACUAAGUAUUUCUUUCCGAAUCGCAAAGAUAAAUUCCGUUCUAUACAAUAGGUCAAAUAUAUUGGUAGUCGCCAGAAAGAUCUUUUGGUAACUGAGACAGAAACAAAAUUUUAUUAAAUCUCUGCGAGUCAUGACUUCUUCACGACUAUUUGUUCUCGAAGACAUGUUCCAGUUUAACCACAUUGUGAUGGAUCCCUUGGUGGAAGUGUAUACCUUGCCGUUCCUAAUUCCCAGGAUUCUGGAGCAUCCCGAACUGGUUCUUGCGGCCGAUGCUCCUGACAACCGUCUCAUCGCCUUCAUCCUGGGGACACGCGAGGAUGCGACUGAAUCCUAUGGAGCUGGAAAGCCUGUGAGCUGGAGUCAUGGACACGUCUCGGCUCUGGCUGUGGCUCAUGAUUAUCGAAAACAGGGCUUGGCCACUCGGCUCCUAACAACUGUUAGGGAUAUGAUGGAUCGUGAGAAAGACUUCUAUGUAGAUCUAUUUGUGCGGGAGAAGAAUACAAAUGCCAUUGGGCUUUACGAGUCCUUGGGCUAUGUGAAAUAUAGCUGGAUGCCUCAGUUUUAUGCCGACGAUCACGGAUAUGAAAUGAGAUUGCCUUUGUCUCGCGAUGUGGGCAGGAAGUCCCUAAAUGGAAUUAGGAUAAACAAAAUCUACAGCUUCGGCAAUAAGCUGUUCUAUUUGCUGAUGUUUUACAUAUUCGGAAUUAUAAGUAUAGUUAUUGGUGGCAAAUUGAUUGUAUAGCUAAUUGUAGCAGCACAAAACUAUUAGGCUUUAUUUGGUAUCAAAAUAUAUAAAUUUAACCACUUGGGAAACAUCCAGAAAAAGUUCAUUGCACUCGGCUGCCAUCAUUCAACUAAAAGUUUGACCAAAUCGCUCAAAGUAAGAAAUGUAGACCUGAGAAUAUAUGUCAGAAAGCAUAUGGAAACAUGAUUUGUUUAUAUGACAACAUUGAACCAGAAUUUUCAAAUGCUGUGCGUUUCAAGUUGCGCAAAAGCCAAAUUGUGGAAAUCAUUGCGCGUGUUUCAGACACAUGCCCCAACCAGACUACACUUUAUAUUUAUACAAUAUACAUUUUCUAAUUUG